GUUACAUUGGCGACGAGACAUAAAGCUUGUUCGUGAUGGCGGACAGCGUAAUAAAACCAUUCCUUUGUGAGAAUGUGGAGAAGGCGUUACUUCGAGAUGAAUGGGAGAAGUGGCUCCGAGCUUUCAACAUAUACCUACAGGUGGAAAGCGUCAACUCGGUAACUCAGAAGAGAAUGAAAUUAUUACACUUGGGGGGCACGCAACUUCAGACGGUUGCAUACGCACUACCGGAUGCUAUAGUUGAAUAUAAUGAAGAAGCUGAUAAUGACGUUUUCUCCAUAUUGGUUGAGAAAUUAACAUCGUACUUUUCUCCCAAACAAAAUUCGACGUUCGAGAGACACCUUUUUAGGAAAAUAUCUCCUGACGAAGGCGAAACAGUGGGGAAAUUUAUACUUCGACUGCGUCAGCAACUUCAAAAAUGCCAGUUUGGUUCCACGAAAGCCGAGAUAGAAGAAAUAUGUCUAAAGGACAAACUUAUUGAUACUUGGGCUAACUCAGAACUUAAAAAGAAACUGUUAGAGAAAGAACAAACAUUAAGUGAAGUUAUCAACGCGUGUCAGGUAGAUGAAGAAAUAAAUAAACAGUCACAUCUGAUGUUUCCGAAACAUUUACCAGACACCGUCAAUAAAAUUUCUAAUUGGAAACCACGGAAACUGCAUAAUAGCGAGUGUGGAAGGUGUGGGCGGUCAGGCCAUAAAGAAGAUAGUCCCACGUGCCCGGCCCGGCAGAUAAAGUGUAACCGGUGCUCUCGGCUGGGUCAUUUUGCCAGCAAAUGCCGAACGAUUCUAAAACGCCCAUACCCACAAUCGAACGAUCAGAAUUUCAAGCGCAGAAAUAUACAUCGAAUUGAAGAUUCAAACCAAGAGGGUAACGAGACAAAGCGGGAACAUUGCUUAAAAAUACACAGUGACGAGGAACAUGAAGAAUUGAUUACAUGCCGAAUUGGAGGCGAGAACGUUUCAUUAAUAAUCGAUUCCGGCUCCCGGUUCAACCUGAUCUCGCAAGACGAUUGGUUUGUUUUAAAAACAAAGAAUGCAGCAGUUUUCAAUGUUCGCGCGAAUGCGCAUAAUCAGUUUAAGGGAUAUGCCUCGGACGAAAUUUUAAAUGUUAUUUGUGUCUUUGAGGCACCAAUAGCGAUCAAGGAUAAUCCGGAACAAAUUGCAUCAUUUUUCGUCAUUGAAAAAGGACGGCAGUCAUUGCUUGGAAGGGAAACGGCUACAAAGCUAAAUGUUCUCCGAAUGGGGUUACCGGUUAAUCACAUUGAAAUCAUAGCGCCGUUCCCAAAAUGGAAAAGCGUUAGCGUUAAGCUAACAAUAGAUCCGGAUGUUGACCCCGUAAAACAACCAAUGAGGCGAAUUCCGGUGGCGUUGGAAGACAAGGUGAAUGCUAAGUUAGAAGAAGCACACCGCAUGGACAUUAUUGAACCGGUGAGUGGUCACAGUCCUUGGAUCUCCCCGAUGGUAAUUGCGUUUAAGCCGAAUGGCGACAUUCGACUAUGUCUGGAUAUGCGACAGGCCAACCGAGCCAUUCUUCGUGAAAACUAUCCUCUGCCUACGUUCGAAUCCUUUAUGACUAAAUUACGAAAUGCCAAAUUAUUUUCACGAUUGGAUCUAAAGGACGCAUAUCACCAGUUGGAACUAGACGAAGCAAGUAGACCGAUUACCACUUUCAUCACACCUCGAGGACUGUUCAGAUACAAGCGAUUGAUGUUUGGCAUAAACGCGGCGCCUGAAAUCUUCCAAAGACGGCUCGAGGAACUUCUUUCAUCGUGCGAGAACGUAAUGAAUUAUAUCGACGACGUAAUAAUUUUUGGAAAUAGCGAACAGGAACAUGAUGCUGCAGUCAAAAAGGUUCGUAAGGUCUUCAAAGAAUAUAAUAUACUCCUAAACGAUGAGAAGUGCAUUUGGAAGACGACCAAAAUCAAAUUCUUGGGACACAUCUUAACGAAUACAGGGAUAAUGGCUGAUCCUGAGAAAAUAGCUGCUAUCGGUUCCUUUCGAGCACCCAAAAAUAAAGAAGAGACGCGGAGUUUCCUUGGCUUGGUCACUUACGUGGGUAAAUUUAUUCCAGACCUGGCCGAUUUGACUGAACCACUGCGUGGGUUGUUAAAAAAGGAUGAGAAGUUCAUCUGGGGACCAGUUCAAGACCAGGGGUUUCAAAAACUCAAGUCAGCAUUAGCUAAAAUCCCAAGUCUCUCAUAUUUUGACCCCAACAAUAAAACUAGAGUGAUAGCAGAUGCUAGCCCUGUAGCUUUGGGGGCAGUAUUAUUACAAUUUAACAAUGAUCACGAGCCAAAAAUAAUUGAAUUUGCUAGUCGAAGCUUAACCGAUGUGGAGAAACGAUACUCCCAAACGGAGAAAGAAAGUUUGGCUUUGGUCUGGGCAGUAGAAAGAUAUUAUUUUUACUUACUGGGACUGGAGUUUGAAUUAGUGACGGACCAUAAGCCUCUGGAGACAAUUUUUAAACCAACAUCAAAACCGCCGGCACGGAUUGAAAGAUGGCUGUUGCGCCUCCAGGCGUAUAAAUUUAAAGUUAUAUACAAAUCCGGGAAGGAAAAUAUUGCUGACAGUUUAUCACGGCUGUGUGAACAGGCAUCAUCAGAGUGUUACGAUAUCAAGGGCGAGCACAGCAUACUCUUGAUAAUCAAAAAUGCGGUACCCACGUCGAUUGAGAUAUCUGAGUUGGCCGAGAAGAGCAUUCAUGACGAAGAAAUCGUUGACGCAAUGAUGUGCCUCCAACAGGGUUCUUGGAACUCUGCACUUUCAAGUAAACUGUACCCAUUCCGACACGAAUUAUCAACUGUGGGAACAAUUAUGUUGAGGGGAGUACGCAUUGUUAUUCCAUCAAAGCUAAGGCAGAAAGUGUUGACGUUGGCACACGAAGGCCAUCCAGGCGAAUCGGCAAUGAAGCGGCGAUUAAGAGCCAAAGUGUGGUGGCCCCAAAUAGACAAAGACGCCGAAAGAUUUGUAAAGGACUGCAUGGAUUGUACUCUGGUUUCUCGAGCAGCAAAUCCGCCGCCGAUGAAGAGAACUGAAUUUCCGAACGGUCCGUGGCUUGCAGUGGCAACAGACUUGCUAGGGCCAUUGCCGAAUAACGAAUACAUCUUAGUCCUAAUCGAUUAUUAUUCAAGAUAUAUGGAAUUUAAGUUCUUGCGAUCUAUUACAUCGGAGUCGCUUAUUGACGCGUGUAAAGAAAUUUUCUGUAGACUUGGGUACCCAAAACAGCUGCGAACGGAUAACGGUCGACAGUACGUAAGCGCUGAGUUCCGACACUAUUGCAAAUUAUGCGGGAUUGAACAAAUCACGACGCCUCCUUAUUGGCCACAGGCCAAUGGCGAGGUAGAAAAUAUGAAUAAAGCGCUCGUCAAACGUCUGAAAAUUGCCCAUCUGCACAAGAGGAAUCUGAAGGAUGAGAUUCGAUCGUUCACGUUCAUGUAUAACGUCACUCCUCAUGGAACUACAGGCACAGCUCCAACUGAGUUAAUGUUUAAUCGAGUCAUUCGAGAUAAGAUCCCAGGGGUACAAGAUUUGGUAGGCGAAUUUUCUGAUUCAGCGGAAAAAGAUAGAGACUGUAUCGUUAAGCAAAAGGGAAAGGAAGUUGCAGACAAAAAAAGGGGAGCAAGAGAAGCGGAUAUCAGAGUAGGAGACAAAGUGGUCCUUAAAAAUGUAGUUUUUCCCCACAAGCUUACUCCGAACUUCGACACUACUGAAUAUGAAGUGGUGGAGAGGAAAGGAAAUAUAGUGAAAGUAAAAGGGGAGGGCCGAACCCUUAUGAGGAAUGUAAGUCAUCUUAAAAAGUUUCCGAAACAGAGUACACCGUCCGAUGCGCCUAACAUUGACCCCUUACCUAUGCUUGAUGCGGGUCAGUCUCUGGAUCCUGGGACACCACCAAGCUUGCCGACCCCGGAAGAGAACGAGACACACGACAUGGAUGCCCUGAAGCUGAAGCUGGUGAGGAAGGAAGGGAUGUGGGAACCAGCACCACGAUGCUGAGAGAGGAUCGACGGCUCUCUCUCUCUCUUUCUCUCACACACUUUACUUGACUGUACUCUUUUGUUAUACAUACUUAAUUCGUAGUUAUUAGUCUGACUUUGACUUUGGAAGCAAUCACAUCGAAGUGUAAUAAAUAAGUUGACGAUCUAAA
Molecule: messenger RNA, 4143 nt
Organism: Drosophila teissieri
Lineage: Eukaryota; Metazoa; Arthropoda; Insecta; Diptera; Drosophilidae
Exons: 2
Coding region: 36-3992 (1318 amino acids)
Biological process (GO): DNA integration
Molecular function (GO): zinc ion binding; nucleic acid binding
Source: RefSeq, a predicted model, not a curated record